This is a messenger RNA of Leguminivora glycinivorella, 620 nucleotides long. RefSeq names its product extracellular serine/threonine protein CG31145-like. Gene Ontology annotation, cellular component: Golgi apparatus. Gene Ontology annotation, biological process: protein phosphorylation. Lineage: Eukaryota; Metazoa; Arthropoda; Insecta; Lepidoptera; Tortricidae. The coding region runs from base 43 to 453 and encodes 136 amino acids. Gene Ontology annotation, molecular function: protein serine/threonine kinase activity. The record is from RefSeq and is a predicted model, not a curated record. The transcript is spliced from 3 exons.
UGUUAGGUGAAAACUACGGCGCCGUACGACUCGGGGCGGCGGAUGCUCGACUUGAUGGACAUGGCCAUCUUCGACUUUCUCACCGGCAAUAUGGACCGGCAUCACUAUGAAACUUUCAAAAUGUUCGGGAACGAAACGUUCCCGCUGCACUUGGACCAAGGCCGCGCGUUCGGCAAGGCGUUCCACGACGAGCUCAGCAUCCUGGCGCCGCUGCUGCAGUGCUGCCUCGUGCGGCAGACCACGCUCGCCACGCUACUCAAGUUCCACAACGGCAAGCCGCUUUCAUCGUCCCUCCGAGACGCGAUGAAGGUGGACCCGGUCUCGCCCGUCCUCUGGGAGCCGCACAUGGCCGCCCUAGACCGGCGGACCGCCAUCAUUCUCGACGCCAUCCGCAAGUGCGUCCAGAAAUCCGAAGCCCCCGUCGACAACAACGAUGUCAACGACUUUGUAUGACCGUUAGACCCACCUAUGUGAUGGAACUAUGUGUGAUAAAGCUACGGUCUAAGGUAAACACUACCCCGGACUUAGACUUAAGAUUUUAGUGCCAAAGAGUAUCCAAAUGACAUUGGGUGAACGUUUGAAGUCAUUCCACUGACUCUGUAAGAAGCCAUUGUACAAGC